UGGGACUAACAGGCAAUCCAUCUUCAACUCAGAACCAACGGUAACAGUACAGAAGACGCCACUGUUCUUUAAUCUUUAUCCAAAUUAACAUUGGAAAUACUUUAUAAUAAUAAUUAUUAUACUUUUUUGUUAGAUUUUUUAUAAUCCUAAAAGAGUAAAGUAGAAGAAGAGAGGAGGGGAGUGUUAAAAUUUCAAGAUAUGGAUCAAAACAUAUCAUAAAGAUUCAACCUUUAGGUGCUAACUAAACAACUUAAAGAUGGAGAGCCUGAAUUCUAUUGAAAUGGGAUUAAGUGGGUUGGCUUCAAAACUUGUUUAUAACGCAUCAUCAAUGGAGUUGUUGAGAUCUAGCAGGGCUAGAGCUGACUUUCAAUGGGGUGGAACCAUUUCUGCCAUAUUUUUGUUGAUCCUGAUACGAGUGGGGAGGCGAUCAGCCUUGCAGACUACACUUUUGGCAUUGUUUCUGUUUGCAAGUUUCCCAGCCGGCCUGUUCAAAGUUUUAAGAGGUCAGUUUGGUUAUUGGAUUGCCUUUAUUGCUAUCGCAGCAAAUCUAUACUUUCCUGAAACCUUUCCAGUUUCUCACUUCCCACUAUUUGUCCUCACACCUGAUCGGCUGGCUCAUGGACUCCGGGAUAGCAUUGCGAGUGGUAUCUUUUGUCUCGUAUUAGCAGUUUUUCUUCUAGUGAUAGAGCUUAGAGAUAUUGGAGGAGUGAGGAGCUGUGGAUGUAAUAUUUAUUGCUUUUUCUAUAGUCUUGCUAUAGGUUUCUUGUUCUACUUUACGAUAAUGUAUCUAUCCUUAGCAAUUUGGUGAAGAAAAGAAAAAAGGUUAUUUUCCGAGAGGAAGGGUUGUCCCUAACCUACUGAAUUUCAGCUUGAGCCUCACUUGGGCUUUACAAUGAGAAAUGGGUUUUCUUGAUGGAAUUCUUUACUGGUGUAAGGUACUCAAAUUUUUUCGAUAUUUCCAGUACAAUAUAUGCAAAUGUCACCGAGUUUUUUUUUUUAAA
Ricinus communis (castor bean) is the source of this 1001-nucleotide messenger RNA. RefSeq names its product cold-regulated 413 plasma membrane protein 4. The transcript is spliced from 4 exons. The coding region runs from base 257 to 808 and encodes 183 amino acids. Gene Ontology annotation, cellular component: membrane. The record is from RefSeq and is a predicted model, not a curated record. NCBI's taxonomy places the organism in Eukaryota, Viridiplantae, Streptophyta, Magnoliopsida, Malpighiales, Euphorbiaceae.